CAUUUCACUUUUAUUUUUUUGGUUGAGUGAUUGCAGAAGCUCUGCCUAGAGAGAGAGAGAGAAGAGAGUCAAGAAAGUCUUCUCCUUCACACCUCCCUCUUCUCUUUAAUAUGAUGGUGGAAGAAUCUUUUGCCUUUGACAACUAAUCCACAGCCCUCUCUUCUUAAAGGAAGGUCCGUUUUGCUUUUUGCUCCCUCAUCAUUCUCUCUCCCUCCCUCUCAAUUCGUCCUCUGUUUUCUUCUCUCAAUUGAGAAGCUUUCGUCUUCAAGCUUAAGAAAGGCAACUUCUUUUGGGGUCUUGUUGAGAUUGGAUCGUGUAAAAACGGAAACUUUACUAUCUGGGUCUUUCCCAUUUUUGGUUUCUAGGGUUUGAUUAGAGACUCUUGUAACGGAGGAAAAAAAAAAAUUAGGGUUUUAUUUGGUCUUGUGUAACUUUAAGACAUGGAGGAGAUAGAAGGAACCAACAGAGCAGCUGUGGAGAGUUGUCAUAGAGUUCUUAACCUCAUAUCUAGCAGACCCCAUCAACAAGAUCAUCUGUACGACAUGAGUUUAUUGUCCGAAGCUAGAGAAGCUGUGUUUAGGUUCAAGAGAGUGGGGAAUCUAUUAAGCAACAGCAGCAGUAGUAGCAGUGUGGGUCAUGCCAGGUUUAGAAGAGCUAAGAGGCCUCUGAUUCAUUUGUCUCAAACCAUCUUCCUUGAUUCUUGUCUCCAAAGAACAGAACCUCCAUCCUCUCAGAAAGCACCGGUGGUGCUCCGGUCUGAUUUGAGCUUGGGACCUGCUGAUUCUCUCACUUUAGGGACCCGGUCUUUCGGUUUGAACUCCAAUGCAAAAGCCCCUCUCCUCCAGCUUAACCCGCAGCAACAACAGCAGUUACAUGAACGGUUACAGGCUCAUCAGCAGCAGCAGCAGAGACAUCAAGCUGAGAUGAUGCUUAGAAAGUGCAACAGCGGGAUGAGUUUGAGCUUUGAUAACUCGAGCUGUACUCCAACAAUGUCGUCCACUAGGUCCUUUAUUUCGUCGCUUAGCAUAGACGGUAGCGUAAACAACUCCUCCUCCUUCCAUUUGUUGGGAGCUCCGAGUUCAACUGAUCAGAGUUCACAGUAUUCUAAGAGAAAAUGCCUCAUGAGAGGUGCUGAUGAACAUGGUAGUGCUAAAUGCGGUAGCUCUAGCAGAUGCCACUGCUCUAAGAAGAGGAAACAUCGGAUUAGGAGAUCGAUUAGAGUGCCUGCUAUAAGCAACAAGGUUGCAGAUAUCCCUCCUGAUGAUUAUUCGUGGCGAAAGUAUGGUCAGAAACCCAUCAAGGGCUCUCCUUAUCCCAGGGGAUACUACAAAUGCAGUAGCAUAAGAGGUUGUCCAGCGAGGAAGCACGUUGAGAGAUGUUUGGAAGAUCCAGCAAUGCUUAUUGUUACUUAUGAAGCUGAGCAUAACCACCCCAAAUUGCCAUCUCAAACCGUGACAACUUAACUUUCAUUUUAUCAUGUGUGUUUUGCUCCAAUACUGUGUGAUAUAUAUGAUGGGAGCAGUGCUUCUGUUGGGAUGGAUUUGCUUUGUGAUAGUAGGUUACUGUAUUUGUUGGUUUUGGGUUACUUAAAUGUAGGGGACUUGUCAAACUCUUUUAUUUCUCAAGUGUAUUGCUCUUUAAUGAUUUGAAGUUCU
Brassica oleracea var. oleracea is the source of this 1655-nucleotide messenger RNA. RefSeq names its product probable WRKY transcription factor 21. Gene Ontology annotation, molecular function: DNA-binding transcription factor activity; sequence-specific DNA binding. Gene Ontology annotation, biological process: regulation of DNA-templated transcription. NCBI's taxonomy places the organism in Eukaryota, Viridiplantae, Streptophyta, Magnoliopsida, Brassicales, Brassicaceae. The record is from RefSeq and is a predicted model, not a curated record. Bases 441 to 1463 code for a protein of 340 amino acids. The transcript is spliced from 3 exons.